Messenger RNA from Metopolophium dirhodum (rose-grain aphid), 369 nucleotides. RefSeq lists its product as uncharacterized. NCBI's taxonomy places the organism in Eukaryota, Metazoa, Arthropoda, Insecta, Hemiptera, Aphididae. The transcript is spliced from 2 exons. Bases 1 to 369 code for a protein of 122 amino acids. The record is from RefSeq and is a predicted model, not a curated record.
AUGAACAAUUUGGGUGAUGUGAAUCAAGAAGACGAGAUAAUGCAUAUCGUGGAGCUACCGGCGGCGACAGUCGAGUCGACCCUGUCGUCUUUUCUUGGACUGACCACGCUGGCGGGUCAUCCGCUGGAUGCGGCCGACGCGCCCACGUUGAUCAUGAAAAAAAAUUCAAUUUUCAAGGUGCGCCACCGUAGAUUUGGCACCCGACGAAGUGUGUACAUGGUGGAGGAGACUCGUUACUUCCGCGUCGGUGACUCGGAACUGCGAGUUUGGAUCGUUUACGAACGGCUACCGCGGUUGCGGUCAAAGGUCGGAAGUACGAGAAUUGCGUAUGUGGUCGAAAAGCUAACGUUCCGCCAGGAGGGACCUUAG